Messenger RNA from Aethalodelphis obliquidens (Pacific white-sided dolphin), 400 nucleotides. RefSeq names its product 40S ribosomal protein S26-like. The coding region runs from base 1 to 300 and encodes 99 amino acids. Gene Ontology annotation, biological process: translation. NCBI's taxonomy places the organism in Eukaryota, Metazoa, Chordata, Mammalia, Artiodactyla, Delphinidae. Gene Ontology annotation, molecular function: mRNA binding; structural constituent of ribosome. Gene Ontology annotation, cellular component: ribosome; cytosolic small ribosomal subunit. The transcript has a single exon. The record is from RefSeq and is a predicted model, not a curated record.
AUGACCAAGAAAAGAAGGAAUAAUGGUCAUGCCGAAAAGGGCCGUGGCCACGUGCAGCCUGUUCGCUGCACCAGCUGUGCCGGAUGCGUGCCCAGGGAUAAGGCCGUUAAGAAAUCCGUCAUUUGGAACAUCGUAGAGGCCGCAGCGGUCAGAGACAUUUCCGAAGCGAGCGUUUUUGACGCCUAUGUGCUUCCCAAGCUGUAUGUGAAACUGCAUGACUGCAUGAGUUGUGCCAUUCACAGCAACGUAGUCAAGAGUCGUUCUCAGGAAGCCCGGAAGGACCGAACACCUCCACCCUGAUUUAGACCUGUGGGUGCCGCCCCAUGACCUCCGCCAAAGCCCAUGUAAGGAGCUAAGUCCUUGAAGACUGAAGAAAUACUGUCCCUGGGAAGACGAUAAA